GCAGCAGGGGAGCCCGACACAAACUGACUGACCUUUUCGGCCUCCGACGCUUUCGGUUCGUGCCGACCCUCGAGCUGACCAGUCCAGGAGAAAACAUGGUGGAAACACAGAGAAGAAAGGACGAAGCCGUUGGAAAAACGAACGAGAGGAGGUACAGAUGCCCGACCAGGAAGUGGGCGUGCCCAGACAAAACCAUGGCGACGGGGACUACCCGACCCACACGGAGGCUGAGUUGGACUUUGCACGACAGGAGGCGAACAUUGAGUUUGCGUCUCACCGUGAUGCCGGGGAGCUGGAGAUGGGUGGGGCCGGGAGCCCGAGUCCCGUCGGUGUCGGCUCUCAACAGCUGACAUGGGCCCACUCCGUCACACCCACCGACCUCAGACAGGGGUCGAUGGAAUCUGCAGACCAGAAACUAACAAACACUGAACUGUACAGUCCGACCACACCCACAGUGAACUCUCCCAACUCCUGGGGUCAGACCACCACGCCGAAACCUUCCGGACGAAACUCCUCGACCCCCAGGCAACCAGCCAUAAGACCACAAAUUGAGGUGAUACCGUGCAAGGUGUGUGGCGACAAAUCAUCAGGGGUCCACUAUGGAGUAAUCACAUGUGAAGGAUGCAAGGGAUUUUUCCGUCGCAGCCAGUCGGGCCCAGUGAACUACCAGUGUCCUCGGAACAAGUCAUGUGUGAUCGACCGUGUUAACCGGAACAGAUGUCAGUAUUGCAGAUUACAGAAGUGUAUUGCUCUCGGCAUGUCCAGGGACGCUGUGAAGUUCGGGCGGAUGUCGAAGAAACAGAGAGAGAAGGUUGAAGAUGAGGCGAACCUGAUUAAGACGGGUCAAGUGAACGGGUACGAUCCUCUAGCCAGCCCUCCAUUCCCCCACCUCGUCAACAACAACAACAACAACAACAACAACAACAAUGGUUUUGUCACAUUAUCCAGUCCAGGCUUCACGUACCCAACCAACGGCUUCACCUACAGUCAGGAGUACACAACGGCCACGACGGCAGACAACGGCAACUUCACACCUCAUCCCAUAGCGCUGGUGCGAGCAGUCGAUCUCAUGGACCCUGUAUCGUUCGGGAAGGCUGUUACGGAGGCCCACCUUCGCACCUCUCUGUACUCGACUGACCAGGUGGAGGCUCUGAAGAAACAAGCCAUCUCGUUAGAGCAGGUUAACAAGCUGAAAAGCAUGAAUCAUCGCCAGUUGUGGACGGAAAUUGCCGAGAAGAUAACUCUAGCUGUGCAGCAGAUUAUCGAGUUCGCCAAACUUGUUCCAGGAUUCAUGGAUUUAUCCCAAGACGACCAGAUCAUGUUACUGAAAGCAGGGAGUUUUGAGUUGGCCUUGUUGCAGGCAUGUCGUGUGUAUGAUUCCGAAACAGGCAGCAUCGUUUUUGGUAACAGCUAUAUUCCCCUGGAUGCGUUUUCUCUCUUAAAUGAUGAGGAAAAGAUUUUGAUGCAUAGCAUCUUUGAGUUUGUGAAGCUAAUGCAGAAAUUCAACAUGUCCGAGAGUGAGCUGGCUCUUCUCAGUGCCCUUAUCUUGAUCAGCUCAGAUCGGCCCGGAUUAAAAGAUACUGUUGACAUUCAGAAACUGCACGAUAAAAUUUUAUCUGCGUUGAAGAUGGAGAUUGGUGCAAAUCACAGCGAGGACUCGCAAAUUCUGUUGAAACUGUUACAACACACACCCGUUCUGCGAACUCUCAGUCUCCAUCACAUAAGAGUGCUAAACCGAUUCCGCGAGUCGGCCCCAGAUAUCGAAUUCCCUGCACUACACAAAGAACUCUUUUCAGUCGAGAGUUCCGAUUCAUCAUGAGAAAUUUAAAAAAAUUGGCUUUUUUUUUUCUUCUUUUUUUAAAUACUAUGUGCUAACAAACUUAUCUCAUGUCAGAAGAAUGGAAGGAUUGUGGGGAAAAUGGAUAUCUUUGUAAAUAUGAAGAUAUUUUAUACUUUGAAGAACUGUGGAGAAGUCUUUUUUUUUUUUAUGUGCAUGUAUUUGAAGAAUAUUUUUACAUUUUGAGUCAUCUCGGGAAAACAACUCUUGGUAUAUAUGAAGAAUAUUUUAGCAUUUUGAGGCAUCUCGGAAAACUCAUGGGAUAUUUGAAGAAUAUUUUAGCAUUUUAAGGCAUUGCAGAAAAUGCCUCUUGGUAUAUUUGGAGAAUAUUUGAGCAUUUUGAGGCAUCUCAGAAAAUGCCUCUUGGUAUAUAAGGAGAAUAUUUUGUUCUUGACUGGUGAUGGAAAUAAAAAAGAAAAUAACAGUUGACAUACAUGUUUAUCUGAAGACAAUUUGUGCGUCGAGGGUCGUAGGGAAAAAAGAAAGAAAUCAUAUAUUUGAAGCUAUUUUACAAAGUCCGAUGUUGAUAUAUAUAUAUAUAUAGUGUACAUAGUACAGAAACGGUGGGUAAAUGAAACCAACCGAUGGAGAAGACAUAUUUUACAUAUAAGUCGCAAAGAUGUUAUAUUGACUAACAAUAUACAUACAGUAGAAUCUCGUUGGGUUGAACUCGGAAGGGUCGCAUACACCGCAACACUCGAAUCAAAAAUGAAGUCCCGAGUUACACUUGCACGCUGUUGACCGAAUGGUUGGGUCAAACUACCCAAAGAGUCCGAACACGUUCUGGAGCACCAACGGGGAUUCGAGCCGGCGAGAUUCAGCCGUAUACUGUAAUGAUUAUAUUAUUAGUGGAGGAAUCGCACAUUAAAAGUGUUCAUUAUACGGGAGUGUGUCCAAAGUGUUGGAUGGAGAUGGACUCAUGAAGGAUUCUUUUUUUUUUAAAUGUCUCCAGGAUGUUUUAAAUAAUCACAUCUUGUUUUUUAAAAACAAAACAAAAACACUUGUUAAAGUUGCCGAGAAGUGCUAUGUGACUGCUUCAUACAGUUUUAUAUUUCAUCCCAGAUCACUGCUGUGACUGAAUUGGUUUAGCUGGUAUAACAACAUAAACCGAUGCCGUUUGCACGUUAUAACAACAUAAACUGAUGCCGUUUUGCUGGUAUAACAACAUAAACUGAUGCCAUUUGCACGGUAUAACAACAUAAGCUGAUACCAUUUAGCAUGGUAUAACAACAUAAACUGCUUCCAUUUAACACAGUAUAACAACAUAAACUGAUGCCGUUUGUGUGGUAUGACAACAUAAACUGAUUCCGUUUGUAUGGUAUGGCGAUGUUAACUGAUGCAACUUUCCCGGUAUAAUGGCAUGAAUAGAGGCAGUUUAGUCAUUAUAACAGUAUAAACCGAAGUAAUUUGGCCAUUACAUCAGCACUUACCAAGUGGUUUGACUGGUAUAUCACUACGAACCGAAGCGAUUUGCCUGUUAUCUGUAUAAACCGAAGCAAUUGGCCGUUACAUCAGCACUUACCAAGACGGCAUAAAUCAAGGCAGCUUAAAUCGGCUGUUAAUAUAUUCCAGGGCAUGGACAGUAAAGCAGUUGUGAUUUGUUUCUCCACUGCAGACUCCAAACUGAAGAUCACUUUGUGUUGUACAGAGAUGCAUUUUUUAUAUCAUGUCAUUCAUUUUAUCCACAAUACUAUAGACUGCUUCUAGAAUAUGUAGGCUGAUUCAAGAAUGUUGUAUAGACUGAUGCUAGAAUUAUAUAGACCGAUUCAAAAUUAUAUACAUGUAGACCAAUUCUAAGACUAUAUAGAUUGAUUCAAGAAUAUAUAGACCCAAUUCUAGACUAUAUAGAUUGAUUCAAGAAUAUAUAGACCCAAUUCUAGACUAUAUAGAUUGAUUCAAGAAUAUAUAGACUGAUUCUAGACUAUAUAGAUUGAUUCAAAAAUAUAUAGACCGAUUCUAGACUAUAUAGAUUGAGUCAAGAAUAUAUAGACUUAUUUGUGAAUGUAUAGACUGGUUUUUGAAUAUAUGGACUGAUUCUACAAUAUAUAGACUGAUUCUGAAGUGUAUGUGCCAAUUCUAAAGUCAAUAGACGAAAUGUAUGGUCAGAUUCUAGCAUAAAUAGAUUGGUUCUAAAAUGUAUUUACUGAUUCUAAAAGAUACAGAUUGGGCUUAAAACAUACAGACUGAGAUUGAAAUGUCUGUAGUAAUACCAGAUUUUCUAGAUUAUGUAGACCGGUUCUGUAAUAUAUAUAUAUAUACACCAGAGGUGGGAAUUCUCCUUGAAUGAGCUGUUUUCCUCUCAUGGAACAUUGCGUUUCCUCACAUUUUAAUCGUCCUUUCCUCCUAAAUGUAUCAGAUGGCACAGAUUUUAACCUAGGAUUUCAAGAAUUUCUGGGACCCCUGUAGAUUUCCUCCUUUUUUACAGUUCACCAAUUCCCACCCCUGAUUUCUUUUAUGCAUCAGUGUAUAUAGAUUGGAACCAGUCUAUUUAUAUAUCUGCUUGAAAUUGUAUACAUCAGGGUUCGACCGUCGUCAAGAGAAAUAUCCAAUAGCCGAUGAUUAAUUAAUCAAUGUGUUCUAGUGGUGUCGUUAAAGAAAAUGAUCACACUUUUAAACUCAUCAGGAGAAUAUUUUUGAAUAACGUGGCCAUACAAUGCAUGUGUUUAAAAUGGCAAACAUUGUUUUAGUGGUUGUUGUUAAUUUUCGGUAUUGGUCUGUAUGUUUGGCUAAAAAAAAAAGUUAUUGUUCUGCUGUUUUGAAGAAUUUAUUUUUGAUAUGUCUCAUGGCAACAAGGCAAGCACUAAUUUCAAACCCUGCAUACUGGUGUGUGUAGUACCUAAGGACAUUGUUUCAAUGUUACUUUGUUGUUAAAUAUGUUUUAAGUUUC
Molecule: messenger RNA, 4724 nt
Organism: Gigantopelta aegis
Lineage: Eukaryota; Metazoa; Mollusca; Gastropoda; Neomphalida; Peltospiridae
Product: probable nuclear hormone receptor HR3
Exons: 13
Coding region: 158-1819 (553 amino acids)
Biological process (GO): regulation of transcription by RNA polymerase II
Cellular component (GO): nucleus
Molecular function (GO): nuclear receptor activity; zinc ion binding; RNA polymerase II cis-regulatory region sequence-specific DNA binding
Source: RefSeq, a predicted model, not a curated record